AUGUGUGUUCUCUUUUUUGCGUCAGUUGCAAUUGCAAAUGAUAAUCAAGUACAACAACAACAACAACAACAAAUUAAUGAUCCUCUUAUUGCCUGUCUUGAAAAAUUAACCACUGCAAUCGAAAAAAUUGAUGCACAUAUGGGGCAAAUUGAUGCACAUAUGGGGCAAAUUGAUGCACAUAUAGGGCAAAUGAAUCAAUAUCAUAUUGAUAAUCAAAUAAAAUUAAAACUUCGUGGUCUUCAUCAACGUUAUACUAAAUUACGUAAAAAUGAUAAAAGACGAAAACUAAUCGAUUUACUUGGUAAAUUAAAAUUUGAUCAACUAGUUAUUUUUGUUAAAUCAGCAUCACGUUGUACAGCUUUAUGCAAAUUAUUAACUGAACAAGGUUUUUCUGCUAUUGAAAUUCAUUAUGAAAUACCACAAGAACAACGUUUGGCACGUUGUAAAGAAUUUAAAGAAUGUCAAAAACGUAUUCUUGUUGCAACAAAUUCAUUUGAACGUGAUAUGGGUAUUGAUCGUGUUAAUAUUGUAUUUAAUUAUGAUAUGCCAGAAGAUACAGAUACUUAUCUUCGUCAAGUUACUCGUGCUGGUCGA
Rotaria sp. Silwood1 is the source of this 594-nucleotide messenger RNA. The record is from the annotation of a GenBank genome assembly. Lineage: Eukaryota; Metazoa; Rotifera; Eurotatoria; Philodinida; Philodinidae.